CUGCUUUCAACAUCACCUCCUUCAUACUGUCUGAAAUAGAAGCCAGAUAACUUUGCAGCUUCAAAGCAAAGUUGACCCCAGAGGAUUUGUCACAGUUCAAGGUUGCUCUCCAUGACAGUAACACAAUGGACUGGAUACUUUUUGCAACUCCUAUCUGGUUGGUAUUAGAAGCUGCACUUUGUUUCAAUGUCGAUCCUGUGGCUUGGAAGUCCCUGAGUUCAGGAGAUGCAGGUUUUGGCCACCAGAUGGUGCUAAGGCAAUCAGAUUUGCUUGUUGGUGCGCCUCUUCAACAAAACUUGAGAAAUCGAAGAGGAAGAAUAUUGAAAUGCUCCAAAGAACAAUGCGUAACUGAAAACAUUUCAGAUGGAAUGUUGGCAGUGAACAUGUCCCUCGGUUUGACAAUGACAAGUGAUCCGUCUACACAGAACACUUUGGUGUGUGGCCCAACCAUUCCCACUGCAUGCAAACAUAUUACCAUGUAUAAUGGCGUGUGCAUUGAGUUGGACAGAUACAACCGAGUGACACGCCGUUUACCAUCUGUUCUUCCGCAAUGUAAAAAAGCAAACAUUGCAUUUCUAUUGGAUGGCUCAGGAAGUGUUUCCAGGACAGACUUUACUAAAAUGAAGGAAUUUGUGACAAAUCUCAUCAGUUCACUUCAACAAGAAGAUGCAAAGUUUGCAGUUGCCCAGUUUUCUAGAGGAUAUGAAACCUACUUUGACUUCAAUACAUAUUCCCCCUAUAACUGGAAGACAAAAGUAAAUGAAAUAAAGCAGCUGGGGGGCAUAACAAAUACAGCUGGAGCCAUCAAGAAUAUUGUGCGUGGAGUUUUCUCUGGUACUUUUCCAUCAAAUGCAGAUACAAUUUUGAUAGUUAUUACUGAUGGAGAAUCGUCUGACUCUGGACAGUUGCCAUCAGCAAUAAACGAAGCUCAGUCAGCCAAUAUUGUUCGAUAUGCUAUUGGGGUGGGCAGUGCAUUCACCUCCUCUAGAGGAAAAAGGGAGCUUGACUUGAUUGCAUCUUACCCACCACAAAAGCAUGUGUUUCAAGUAGAGAGCUUUCAGGCACUUGAGAACAUAAGAACAACUUUACAAUCACAGAUUUUUCCUAUUGAAGGAUCUCAGAUUGGUGGAAACACACUGAAAAUGGAAAUGUCCCAGGAGGGCUUUAGUGCUGCCUACGGGCCUAUGGGAAUUCAGAUGGGAAUCGUUGGUGCCAACCAGUGGAAGGGAGGCUAUAAAAGAUACAGCAACAGAGCAAGUGUGUCCUAUGAGUCUGAGAAAAUGGAGCCUGACAGUUAUCUUGGUUACUCCAUGGCGGUUGCUACGACUACUAGAGGUGCACUGACAAUUUUGGGGGGUCCAAGAUAUCAGCACAGAGGAGCUGUAGAGGUGGUUUCUGGGGACACAUUUAAACAAGUAAUCAACCCCAGCACACUACAGGCUGGGGAAUAUUUUGGCGCAGUGCUUUGUGCCAUGGAUGUGGAUAAUGACAGCUUCUCUGAUCUGAUCCUCAUAUCUUCUCCGAUGUAUAAAGAGGCUGACAGAGAAGGACGAGUCUAUGUCUGCACAAUAGUGCUGUUGAACAUUGAGUGUUCCUUUGAAAGACCAUCCUCACAAACCAUAUUAAGAGGACAUCCAACAACCAAGGGACGGUUUGGAUCUUCUCUCGCUGUUCUGCCUGAUCUGAACAUGGAUACAUUUAAUGAUCUAGCAGUUGGAGCACCUUUAGAGGAUGAUGGUCAAGGCAGUAUUUACAUAUUCCACGGUGAACGGGACAAAAGUAUCAAUCCUACCUAUUCACAGAGAAUCUCUGCUUCUGAAGUGCAGUCAGGACUGAAGUUCUUUGGCGUCUCCUUCACUCAGUGGUCUUCUGAUCAGAGUGGUGACAGACUGCCUGACUUAGUAGUGGGUUCACAGGGCACAGUAGUUUUUCUCAGGUCCAGGCCUAUAGUGACUGUGGAACCCUCUGUUACCUUCGACCCAAUGAAAAUUUCAACACAGGAUGAAAACUGCUCAAAAGAUCUGAAAUCCACAGCCAGAGUCUGCUUCAUCAUGAAAACACGAACUCCUGUUGACACAGCCAAAGCAAAAAUUACAUACACUUUAACACUGGAUGCCACCCGAAAGUUACCAAACAGCCGAGCUUACAUUGCUGAGAAACAACGACAUCAGACUAGCUCACUUGAUGUUGGCUUGGGAAAAACUGAGUGCCACUCCAUUGAAUUUUUCAUUCAGGCUUGUCCAGAAGAUGCUCUGAAUCCACUUAAAAACGAGCUCAGUUUUAAAUUUGAAGGUUUGCCUUCCAGCACAAAUCUUAGACCAAGUCUUGGUCAUCAAUCUAUGACAACCUUUCACCCGAUGGAGUUUGAGAUCAACUGUGGCGCUGAUCAGACAUGUAUGGAUAACCUGAAAGUGGAUUUCAACUUCAGCAGCUCUGCGUUGGUUAAAGUGGGCAUCGAUGAACUUGUGAAUGUAACCGUAUCACUGGAGAACAGAGAGGAAAACUCCUACAACAGCCAUGUUACUCUCACAUACCCAGCUGGAAUCUCCUACAGGAAGUUCACCAUCAUUAAGGGGAGAAUUGAAUGCAACUCUUCAGACAGUGAGGAUGGUAAAAGUCGGGGAAACACAGUCUGCACGGUUGAUAAACCAAUUUUCAAAAGCAAAUUUAAGGCUAUUUUUAUAGUUUUCUAUGGGAUUGAAACCAACAGUCAAGUUGGCAGACAGAUCUCCAUCACUGCUAAUGCCACCAGUGGGAAUCAGCAGCACUCCUCUUUGAGUGAACUCUACAAGAAAAAGGAGAUUGAUGUGAAGUACAGCAUUCUGGUUACAAUCGAGGGGUCCCACAUCUACAGGAACUUCUCUUUUGGAAAAGAUUUGAAGAAACCAUUCCAACAAUCAGCAGAGGUUACAAACAAUUUCAGGGCAUUAAAUCUGACUGUUGUGAUCGAGGUUCCUAUAAAACUCGGAGACAAAUACAUUUGGGGAGAUGGGGAAACUCUGCAGAUUCCAGAUUGUCAAAGUGUCAAAGACGAAACACCGACCAUCACUGACUUUAUUGAUCAAGUAAAGAAGACCAAAAUAGUGGACUGCUCUGUAGCCACGUGCAGGACAUUCAAGUGCAGAAGGUUCAUGGAGAAGCAGGAGAAAAUAACACAUACCAUCUCUGCCAAUCUGACUUCAGGGUGGAUAGAACAGAUUGGACUUUCUUCCUCCAGAUUCCUCCUGAUCAGCACAGUCAGUCUUGAAUACGACCAAGAUCAGUACAUCUUUUUCUCCACAACUUCCACCCACAAGCCUCCUGUUCGCAAGCUUGAAGCAGAAGUGGAGAUUUACUCUGAGCCAGAUUUCACUAAAGAGAUUGUUGGAGGAUCUCUGGGAGGGUUGGCAUUUGUGGCCUUGGUUACUGCUGGGCUUUAUAAGGCUGGAUUCUUUAAGAGCAAAUACAGUCAAAUGAUUAAUGAAAAUGCAAAUGCAGCGGAUCCAGAUGCAGAUCCAGAUACAGGAGCCCCCCCAGAGGCCUAAAUCCCAUUCGUCUCAUCUGCUCUGCAUGUCAACACCCCUUGAGCUUUGUAUUAAUGCUUUAAUGUUUUUGAGCAAACUUUGCUAAAUAUUUUUUUAAUGUAUUUUUUUUCUUCAAAGGAUGUAUCUUUGCUGCAAGUUUGUUUUUCUUUAUGAAAUAAGUGUUGUGUCCUUCUAGCCACACCUUAAAUUCAUUAUCUUAGCUUGCAAUGGAAUGUGCCUACAAUGAGUAAAUCGUUAAAUAAUAUAUAUUUAAUGAUGCUCCUAUUUUCAAGACGCCCAGAAAUGCCAGGGGGUUUACAAGUCUACAAGUUAGACGGAUAACCUAUGUCUAACUUGUCCUUCACCACAGCCAUGAGCCUGUGGUGAAGGACCGAAAUGCAGGUGAACCGGGCUUAAGAGCUGCAUCUUACAGCUUUUAUGAAUAAACCCAAAGCAUGACAAAACCAUGAACUAAGGGAGCAACAACAAGGACAAUAACAACUGAGGACCUGAAAAGGUUGCACUUGAAAUCAGGUAAGACUGGAAAGAGGGUAAAACCACAUGAAAAACAGGACAUGUACAGAAAAUAAAAGACCUAACAAACCAAACCUCAUAACGAUGCAGAAAAAGUCCUGCCUUCGAUAUUAUGAAUGUCCAUUCUAGUGAGGUUGAGGUUCAAGGCUGGUGAGCCACUGAUGUUAUCAGUCAGAUUUACAAACAUGUGAACCCCCAAAGAGUAACACAUUCACCAUUUGAUUGGCACCAGUGAAAAAGUGUUGUAUAAAAUUUAGUUCCAACAUUUUUCUUCUGUGUACAAACUGUAGUACAGAAAAAAAAUCCCCAAAAGUAUUAUUUUUGACUUACUUUCACUUAUAAAUGAAGUCCAUGCACCCGCUCCUUCUGAAGAAACACAUGGAUAACCUGUUUGUAGAAGUGUAGAACUGUUUUAAAAGUCUCUCUGUCUCAAUGCAGAUCACUCUCAGUGACGUGUCUCCACAAAUACCUGAGUUUAGACACAUAAUCCUCCAGAAAAUGACGCUAAACAAUGUUAAAGAACAAUUGGACGGCUUCACUUGACUUGCUACCACUAAUUCUACUAUUCUUCAGCUGCGGUGUCACACACACACACAUAUCUUAUAAACAAUUUUAGCAGAUAAAAAAGACUAAAUGGGUCUCAAACUGGCACCUAUGUAACAGACAGUUGACCAGAAAAAAAAAAUGAAAGUCAAUAAAAAAAGAGUGUCUUUUAUGAUCU
Oryzias latipes (Japanese medaka) is the source of this 4758-nucleotide messenger RNA. Its product is annotated as integrin alpha-M-like. Gene Ontology annotation, cellular component: external side of plasma membrane; integrin complex. The record is from RefSeq and is a predicted model, not a curated record. Gene Ontology annotation, molecular function: integrin binding. Gene Ontology annotation, biological process: cell adhesion mediated by integrin; cell-matrix adhesion; integrin-mediated signaling pathway. Lineage: Eukaryota; Metazoa; Chordata; Actinopteri; Beloniformes; Adrianichthyidae.